AUGUCGUCAGUUACCCUUUCCGAAGGAAGGGUCUCUUCAGAAACCGAUGGUCCCCUUUACGAACCUAUCUCCCUUAUUGAACAAAAUGAAAUCGAGACUCUCACACGCAUUGCAACGCAACAAUCUCGUCGACAAUCUACCGUGCAUACCCACCGCCUCGCUUCCGUCGCCGAACACGAUCCCUUUCUAGAUCCUCAGUCUCCCAAAUUCAAUUUGCAAAAAUGGCUAGCUGCGGCCAUGACCGAUGCCGGCAGGAAUGGCCGAGCGGGACAGAAUAUGGGCAUUGUCUUCAAGAACCUGAAUGUUUAUGGAUCUGGCGCAGCCUUGCAAUUUCAAGAGACCGUGUCGUCAAUGCUGUCUUCGCCCUUGCGGUUGCCACAGAAGAUCCGCGAAUUACUGCUGGUUCUCGGUCGGCCGGGUGCAGGAUGCAGUACUCUUUUGAAAUCCAUGUGUGGAGAAACUCACGGAUUGGAACUUGACUCGAACAGUGUGAUUCAUUAUAAUGGAAUUCCCCAAUCGCGCAUGGUCAAGGAAUUUAAAGGAGAGGUGGUAUACAACCAAGAGGUUGACAGACACUUCCCUCACCUUACAGUCGGACAGACUAUGGAAUUUGCCGCCGCUACCAGAACACCUUCUCAGCGUUUCGAGGGCAUGUCCCGCGAGGAAUAUGCCCGUUACAUGGCACAAGUGACAAUGGCUGUCUUCGGUCUCAGCCACACCUAUAAUACUCGCGUCGGAGACGAUUUCAUUCGUGGUGUGUCUGGUGGUGAGCGAAAGCGGGUCAGUAUUGCUGAAAUGGCCCUCGCUGCUUCCCCUUUGGCUGCUUGGGAUAAUUCCACGCGUGGAUUGGACUCUGCCACUGCGCUGAAGUUUGUCGAGUCUCUCCGCUUGCUUUCGGACCUGACUGGCGCUUCUCACGCUGUGGCUGCCUACCAGGCCAGUCAAAGCAUCUAUGAUGUUUUUGACAAAGUGAUUGUUUUGUAUGAAGGUCGAGAGAUCUUCUUUGGCUCCGCUGCCUCUGCCAAGGCCUAUUUUGAAACUCAAGGCUGGAGCUGUCCCCCACGACAGACAACUGGUGAUUUCCUUACUUCUGUCACUAAUCCGGGAGAACGUCAACCCAAACCCGGAAUGGAAGGACGCGUGCCUCGCACCGCCGAAGACUUUGAAAAUGCAUGGCUCAACUCCCCUGAGCACAAGAAGAUGCAAGCUGAGAUCGCUGCCUACGAGGAGGAGUAUCCCCUCGAGCAAGAUUCCGCUGCUGCUAUGGAGUUCCAGGAGAAGAAGCGCGGUCGGCAAGCCAAGCACACUCGGCCAAAGUCCCCAUACAUUAUUAGUGUCCCGAUGCAAAUCAAGCUCAAUACUAAGCGUGCGUAUCAACGACUAUGGAAUGAUAUGGCUGCAACGGUUUCGACCGUUGUCAGCAAUAUCAUCAUGGCACUGAUUAUCGGUUCUGUGUUCUACGACGCUCCCAAUACCACCGCCGGCUUCCAGGAAAAAGGAGCCACUCUCUUCUUUGCAGUUCUACUAAACGCCCUCACAGCCAUGUCCGAAAUCAACAGUCUCUAUUCUCAACGACCGAUUGUGGAAAAGCACAACUCCUACGCAUUCUACCAUCCUUUCACAGAAGCUAUUGCGGGUGUCAUUGCCGAUGUCCCGGUCAAAUUCUGUCUUGCAGUGGCUUUCAACAUCAUUCUCUACUUCCUGGCCAACCUCCAACGAGAACCUGGAAACUUCUUCCUCUACUUCCUGAUAACCUUCAUCAUCACCUUCGUUAUGUCCGCCGUCUUCAGAACCUUGGCUGCAGUGACCCAAACUGUAUCUCAAGCUAUGGCUUUGGCCGGAGUCAUGAUCCUCGCUCUGGUCGUCUACACUGGUUUUGUCUUGCCGCGCCCAUCCAUGCAUCCUUGGUUCGAAUGGAUUCACUACCUGAAUCCGAUCUACUACGCCUUUGAGAUUUUGAUCGCCAACGAAUUCCAUGGACGCGAUUUCCCCUGUGCUCAGCUCAUCCCUUCAUAUGCGGAUAGGUCUGGCAACUCGUUCUCUUGCUCCACCACCGGCUCGGUGGCAGGCGAUUUGACUGUUAAUGGCGAUAGCUAUAUCUGGGAAAAUUACCGUUACACCUUUAGCCAUGUCUGGAGAAACUUUGGUAUUCUCAUUGCUUUCCUGAUCGGUUUCAUGGUCAUCUAUUUCGUGGCCUGCGAAUUGAACUCAUCCACGACGUCUACCGCCGAAGCCUUGGUUUUCCGACGUGGCCAUGAGCCAGCUCACAUGCGCCGUGGUCAUGAGAACUCCGGCUCCGAUGUCGAAAAGACCGAUGCCGCGCCCGUGAAGCAGUCGACCUCCGAUGAAGAAGGCAAUGGUGGUAUGGGUGCGAUCGAGGCACAGUCUGAUGUCUUCACCUGGCGCGAUGUUUCCUAUGAUAUUGAAAUCAAGGGAGAGCCACGUAAGCUUUUGGAUCAUGUCUCUGGAUGGGUGAAACCUGGAACACUUACUGCCUUGAUGGGUGUCAGUGGGGCUGGUAAGACUACGCUUCUGGAUGUCCUGGCUCAUCGAACAUCAGUUGGUGUUGUCACUGGUGAUAUGUUUGUCAACGGCAAAAGCCUCGAUGCUAGUUUCCAGCGUAAGACGGGUUAUGUCCAGCAGCAGGAUCUUCAUCUUGAGACUGCCACUGUUCGCGAGUCUCUGCGGUUCAGUGCUCUUCUCCGUCAGCCGGCCAGUGUUUCCAUCCAGGAGAAGUACGAUUACGUGGAAGAUGUUAUUCGUAUGUUGCAGAUGGAGGAAUUUGCUGAAGCAAUUGUUGGUGUGCCUGGUGAGGGUUUGAAUGUUGAGCAGAGGAAGCUUUUGACGAUUGGAGUUGAAUUGGCUGCUAAGCCUAAACUUCUUCUAUUCUUGGAUGAGCCCACAAGUGGUCUUGACUCCCAGAGUUCUUGGGCAAUCUGCUCCUUCCUCCGUCGCCUGGCUUCUCAUGGCCAAGCAAUCUUGUGCACGAUUCACCAACCUUCAGCUAUCCUAUUUCAGGAGUUCGACCAACUGCUCUUCCUGGCGCGCAGUGGAAGGACUGUCUACUUCGGACCAAUUGGCGAACAAUCUUGUACUCUGCUGGACUACUUCGAGGCCAAUGGUGCACGACCCUGUGACGACAGCGAGAACCCGGCCGAAUACAUGCUUGAUGUUGUGAACAAAGGAACCAACUCUGAUGGCGAAGACUGGUUCGACGUAUGGAAGAAGAGCAAUGAGAGCACAGCCGUCCAGACCGAGAUUGAUCGCAUUCAUAAAGAGCGACAGGCAGCCCCAGUUGACGACGACACCGCGGCCGGUCAUUCCGAAUUCGCUAUGCCUUUCUGGUUCCAACUGUGGCAAGUCACUUAUCGUGUCUUCCAGCAAUACUGGCGAAUGCCCUCUUACGUUAUGUCGAAGUGGGCUCUUGGUGUCGCAGCUGGCCUCUUCAUUGGAUUCUCUUUCUUCCAGGCCAAGACAUCGCUUCAAGGCAUGCAGUGUAUUGUCUACUCUGUGUUCAUGCUUUGUACUAUUUUCACCUCUCUGGUCCAACAGUUGAUGCCCCUCUUUGUGACCCAACGAUCCCUUUAUGAGGUUCGCGAGCGACCUAGCAAGGCCUACUCCUGGAAGGCGUUCCUUAUCGCCAACGUCAUUGUCGAAGUUCCGUACAUGAUCAUCACCGGAAUACUAAUCUACGCGUGCUACUUCUACGCUGUGGUCGGCAUUCCUAGCUCAGUGAGCCAAGUGACUGUUCUUCUGCUCUGCAUCCAGUUCUUCAUCUAUGCGGGCACAUUCGCUCAAAUGGUCAUUGCUGCCCUUCCCGACGCCCAAACCGCCAGUGCCGUCGUCGUCCUUCUUUUCGCCAUGUCUCUCACUUUCUGCGGUGUGAUGCAGCCCCCUUCUGCUAUGCCCGGCUUCUGGAUUUUCAUGUACCGCGUCUCCCCUUCACUUACUGGGUCUCAGCCAUGGCCGCUACCCAAGUCCACGAUCGCCAAGUCGUGUGCUCUCAAAUACGCCACCGCAGCUGGAGGACAGGUCAUGAACCACAACGCAACUGCCGGCUGCGAAUACUGCUCUCUCUCUGUCGCGGAUCAGUUCCUUGCGUCUGAUGACAUCUAUUACAGUCAGAGAUGGCGUAAUUAUGGUAUUGUCUGGGCCUUCAUCUUUUUCAACAUUUUCAUGGCCACUUUGCUCUACUACCUUUUCCGUGUCAAGAGGUGGGACAUGGAUGGUAUGAAGAAGAAGCUUGCGCGCUUCAUGCCUUCCAAGGCUUCCAAGGCCAGCAAGUGA
This is a messenger RNA of Penicillium maclennaniae, 4287 nucleotides long. Its product is annotated as putative ABC multidrug transporter. Bases 1 to 4287 code for a protein of 1428 amino acids. Gene Ontology annotation, cellular component: membrane. Gene Ontology annotation, biological process: transmembrane transport. The record is from RefSeq and is a predicted model, not a curated record. The transcript has 6 exons. Gene Ontology annotation, molecular function: ATP binding; ATP hydrolysis activity; ABC-type transporter activity. NCBI's taxonomy places the organism in Eukaryota, Fungi, Ascomycota, Eurotiomycetes, Eurotiales, Aspergillaceae.